Messenger RNA from Jaculus jaculus (lesser Egyptian jerboa), 9158 nucleotides. It is a transcript of the gene Insr, whose product is annotated as insulin receptor. Lineage: Eukaryota; Metazoa; Chordata; Mammalia; Rodentia; Dipodidae. Gene Ontology annotation, cellular component: membrane; insulin receptor complex; axon. Gene Ontology annotation, molecular function: insulin receptor activity; insulin receptor substrate binding; ATP binding. Gene Ontology annotation, biological process: multicellular organism development; protein autophosphorylation; glucose homeostasis. The record is from RefSeq and is a predicted model, not a curated record. The transcript has 21 exons. Bases 566 to 4678 code for a protein of 1370 amino acids.
UCUCCCAGGCGCAGAGUCCCUUCCGAUCCAUAAUCCGCGCCGCCUUUUCCCUCUGUCCAUACUGGGCCCAGCUGACGAGCCGCGUUGUUUACGGGCCUGUGUAGCUCUAGCUCCCGGCGUCCGCCCGCCGCCUGCUGCCCGCGCCUCCUCGAGCCCAGGUGCCCGCCCGCCUGUCCGCGCGUCCCUCUGUCCCAGAGUCGGCAGAUCGGGGCGCGGAGAAGCCGCGCGUCGCGGGGAAGAAGCUAGUCAGCCCGGGAGCGCAACAGCUCCUAGUUUCGCAUCCUGUGAUCUACGGAUAGGACCGGGCCUCAGUGGCCGGGAGGGGGGUCGUCGUCGCCUUCCCCUGGGUGCUCCAACGUUUUGGGAUCGGCCGCGGCCCGCUGAAUGCUUCCUGGGCCUGCUUCCAGGGCCCUUUCUCCAGAGGGACUGAGGCUUGGGAACCAUCAGCGUGGAAGAGAAAAGACCGCACGGUCCCCAGUGUCCCUCCAGCGACCACCUUGGAGUAUGUCCUCCGAGGGCCUGCGCCGCGCGCUCUGAUCCUCGGGGAUCCCGCGCUUUCUUAGCCAUGGGCACCGGGGACCGGCUUGGGGCCCCGGCUACGCAGCUGCUGGUGGCGGUUGCCGCGUUGCUGGUGGGCGCUGCAGGCCACCUGUAUCCCGGAGAGGUGUGCCCUGGUAUGGAUAUUCGAAACAACCUUACCAGGUUGCAUGAGCUGGAGAACUGCUCUGUCAUCGAAGGCCAUUUGCAGAUCCUCUUGAUGUUCAAAACAAGACCUGAGGAUUUCCGAGACCUCAGUUUCCCUAAGCUCAUCAUGAUCACUGACUAUUUGCUGCUUUUCCGGGUCUAUGGACUGGAAAGUCUGAAAGACCUAUUCCCCAACCUCACUGUUAUCCGUGGCUCCCGCCUCUUCUUCAACUAUGCUCUGGUCAUCUUCGAGAUGGUUCACCUGAAGGAGCUCGGUCUCUACAAUCUGAUGAACAUCACCCGAGGGUCUGUCCGCAUUGAGAAAAACAAUGAGCUAUGUUACUUGGCUACCAUCGACUGGUCCCGAAUCUUGGAUUCUGUGGAGGAUAAUUACAUCGUUCUUAACAAAGAUGAUAAUGAGGAGUGUGGUGACAUCUGUCCUGGCACCGCCAAGGGCAAGACCAACUGCCCUGCCACUGUCAUCAAUGGGCAGUUUGUGGAACGAUGUUGGACUCACAGUCAUUGCCAGAAAGUUUGCCCGACCAUCUGUAAGUCACAUGGCUGUACCUCUGAAGGUCUGUGCUGCCACAGAGAAUGUUUGGGCAACUGCUCUGAGCCAGAUGACCCCACCAAGUGUGUGGCCUGUCGCAACUUCUACCUGGAUGGUAGGUGUGUGGACACCUGCCCGCCACCCUACCUAAACUUCCAGGACUGGCGCUGUGUCAACUUUAGCUUCUGCCAAGACUUGCACAACAAAUGCAAGAACUCUCGGAGGCCAGGCUGCCACCAGUAUGUCAUUCACAACAAUAAGUGCAUCCCUGAAUGUCCUUCUGGGUACACUAUGAAUUCCAGCAACUUGAUAUGCACCCCAUGUCUGGGUCCCUGUCCCAAGGUUUGUCACAUUCUAGAUGGCCAGAAGACCAUUGAUUCAGUGACAUCUGCCCAGGAACUUCGAGGCUGUACCGUGGUCAAUGGAAGCCUGAUCAUCAACAUUCGAGGAGGCAACAACCUGGCAGCUGAGCUAGAGGCUAAUCUUGGCCUUAUCGAGGAAAUUUCAGGCUUUCUAAAAAUCCGUCGGUCCUAUGCUCUUGUAUCGCUUUCCUUCUUCCGGAAGCUCCAUCUGAUUCGAGGAGAGACCUUGGAAAUUGGGAACUACUCUUUCUAUGCCUUGGACAACCAGAACCUGAGGCAGCUGUGGGAGUGGAGCAAACACAACCUUACUAUCACUCAGGGGAAACUUUUCUUCCACUAUAAUCCCAAACUCUGCUUAUCUGAAAUUCACAAGAUGGAAGAAGUGUCAGGAACCAAAGGCCGCCAGGAGAGGAAUGACAUCGCUCUGAAGACCAAUGGGGACCAGGCAUCCUGUGAAAAUGAGUUACUUAAAUUUUCUUACAUUCGGACUGGUUUUGACAAGAUUUUGCUGAAAUGGGAGCCUUACUGGCCCCCUGACUUCCGAGACCUCUUAGGAUUCAUGCUUUUCUACAAAGAGGCCCCUUAUCAGAAUGUGACAGAGUUUGAUGGGCAGGAUGCAUGUGGCUCCAACAGCUGGACCGUCGUGGACAUUGACCCACCUCCAAGGUCCAAUGACCCCAAGUCACAGAACCACCCUGGGUGGCUGAUGCGGGGUCUUAAACCCUGGACUCAGUAUGCCAUCUUUGUCAAAACCUUGGUCACCUUUUCUGACGAACGUAGGACCUACGGGGCCAAGAGUGACAUCAUCUAUGUGCAGACAGAUGCCACUAAUCCUUCUGUCCCUCUGGAUCCUAUAUCGGUUUCUAAUUCCUCAUCCCAGAUUAUUUUGAAAUGGAAGCCCCCCUCAGAUCCCAAUGGCAACAUCACACACUAUUUGGUUUACUGGGAGAGGCAGGUGGAAGACAGUGAACUAUUUGAGUUGGACUAUUGCCUCAAAGGGUUGAAGCUGCCCUCCAGGACCUGGUCUCCACCUUUUGAAUCUGAGGACUCACAGAAGCACAAUCAGAGUGAAUUUGAGGAUUCAGCUGGAGAAUGCUGCUCAUGCCCCAAGACUGACUCUCAGAUCCUGAAGGAGCUUGAGGAGUCCUCGUUUCGCAAGACCUUUGAGGAUUAUCUGCAUAAUGUAGUUUUUGUACCCAGGCCAUCUCGGAAACGCAGGUCUCUUGGUGAGGUGGGGAAUGUGACAGCUGCCAUGCCCACACUUCUGGAUUUUCCCAAUAUCUCCUUUACCACUGUGCCUCCGAGCCAAGAAGAACAAAGGCCCUUUGAGAAAGUGGUGAACAAGGAGUCACUGGUCAUCUCUGGCCUGCGUCACUUUACUGGCUAUCGCAUUGAGCUACAGGCAUGCAACCAAGAUGCCCCUGAAGAGAGGUGUAGUGUGGCUGCCUACGUCAGUGCCCGGACCAUGCCUGAAGCUAAGGCAGAUGACAUUGUUGGCCCUGUGACCCAUGAAAUCUUUGAGAAUAAUGUGGUACAUUUGAUGUGGCAAGAGCCAAAGGAACCCAAUGGUCUCAUUGUGCUGUAUGAAGUGAGCUAUCGUCGAUAUGGUGAUGAGGAGUUGCAUCUGUGUGUCUCCCGAAAGCAUUUUGCCUUGGAGCGGGGCUGCAGGCUGCGUGGACUUUCUCCAGGAAACUACAGUGUUCGAGUCCGGGCCACCUCCCUGGCAGGCAAUGGUUCUUGGACAGAACCCACCUAUUUCUAUGUGACAGAUUACUUAGAUGUCCCAUCAAAUAUUGCAAAAGUUAUCAUUGGGCCUCUCAUCUUCGUCUUCCUCUUCAGUGUGGUGAUUGGAAGUAUUUAUCUGUUCCUGAGGAAGAGGCAGCCAGAUGGGCCAAUGGGACCAUUGUAUGCUUCUUCAAACCCUGAGUACCUUAGUGCCAGUGAUGUAUUUCCAUGUUCUGUGUAUGUGCCUGACGAGUGGGAGGUACCUCGAGAGAAGAUCACCCUCCUUCGAGAGCUGGGACAAGGCUCCUUUGGCAUGGUGUAUGAGGGCAAUGCCAAGGACAUCAUCAAAGGCGAGGCAGAGACCCGUGUAGCAGUGAAAACAGUCAACGAGUCGGCCAGUCUCCGGGAACGGAUUGAGUUUCUGAAUGAGGCAUCAGUCAUGAAGGGCUUCACCUGCCAUCAUGUGGUUCGCCUCCUUGGGGUGGUGUCCAAGGGCCAGCCAACACUGGUGAUCAUGGAGCUGAUGGCUCAUGGAGACCUGAAGAGCUACCUUCGUUCUCUGCGGCCAGAGGCUGAGAAUAAUGCUGGUCGCCCACCCCCAACCCUGCAAGAGAUGAUUCAGAUGACGGCAGAGAUUGCUGAUGGCAUGGCAUACUUGAAUGCCAAGAAGUUUGUGCACCGGGACCUGGCAGCUCGAAACUGCAUGGUCGCCCACGAUUUUACUGUCAAAAUUGGAGACUUUGGAAUGACCAGAGACAUCUAUGAAACGGAUUACUACCGGAAAGGGGGCAAAGGCCUGCUGCCUGUACGGUGGAUGGCACCCGAGUCCCUGAAGGACGGAGUCUUUACUGCUUCUUCUGAUAUGUGGUCCUUUGGUGUAGUCCUUUGGGAAAUUACCAGCUUGGCAGAACAGCCUUAUCAAGGUCUGUCUAAUGAGCAGGUGUUGAAAUUUGUUAUGGACGGAGGAUAUCUGGAUCAGCCUGAUAAUUGUCCUGAGAGACUCACGGAUUUGAUGCGCAUGUGCUGGCAGUUCAACCCCAAGAUGCGGCCAACCUUCCUGGAGAUUGUCAACCUGCUCAAGGAUGACCUCCACCCUAGUUUUCCUGAAGUUUCCUUCUUCCACAGUGAAGAGAACAAGGCUCCUGAGAGUGAGGAGCUGGAGAUGGAGUUUGAGGACAUGGAAAAUGUUCCCUUGGAUCGGUCCUCUCACUGUCAGAGAGAGGAGGCUGGGGGCAGGGAAGGGGGGUCUUCUCUGGGAAUUAAGCGGAACUAUGAGGAACAUAUCCCCUAUACCCACAUGAAUGGAGGCAAGAAGAAUGGGAGGAUUCUGACGCUACCUAGAUCAAACCCUUCCUAAUAGUGCCUGUUUGGGGCAAGAGGUUCCCAUUUCAUUUCUACUUUCCUCUAGUUUGAAUGCCUCCAGAAAUCUCAGGAUUCUCAGGACACUCUGCCCCAAUGUGAAAAUGAGCUCAGAGAUUGCUCCUAUACAUUUCUAUUCAUCUUUUGAUUGCCAAGUUGACUAGCUGUCAGAGGUUUAACUGUGAACCUAGAAGGGAUGAUAUUUCAAUAGCUGCUGCCCCUUUGUGCAUUCAUGAUUGCAAACCACAAUUGUUUUUUUUUUCUCUUUUUGUUUUCCUCAUAGACUGAAAGAAAGCACCAUUUUUACACAGAUUUUUUUUCACUUUCCUUUUUUCCUGAACUAAAUCAAAGACAAAACUUGCUUGCAGAGCAUAAGUUUGAAAGAAAGGAAACAAAAUAAAACUCUGUUCUACAAUUCCAGUCUGUACAGGAUGCGGGGGUCUUGAGAAGAACUUCAUCUAGGCAAAGAAUUUUAAUAUCACUAUUUUAUUAUUCACAAAAUUAGUUCCUCAAAUUGACCAGUCACUGCUGCUUUCAUGUUUUUGGUAAAGGACGUGUAGUCCUGACAUGUGCAUAUGUUCACACAUGUGUUCUGUGUGUCCAGGUUAGACACUGCUGGCAUGAGAGAGAACACAGAAAUAUUUAUGUUGGUCAGGAGCUUUGGGAAUUGGCUCAUGAAGGUUCUGCUAUUUGCAGUAACUGCCCUUUCCCUUCCUUCUUAUUUGCUGGGAGACUAUGCCCUUGGCAGAUUCCUCUCAAUUUCCUGUCAGUAGUUUUGCUCACAUGUCUUCUCACCUUUCCCUAUAGUGGUCAUGUUUGCUAAGAACUGAGAAAGGAGCAUUUAGUUUGGAUAUUCAUCAUGGAUCUUUGGAAGACCAAACAAAACCAGGACAAAAAGUAAAAACUCAGAUAACAGAAUUUUGAGAAUAUAUUUGUAACAUAUUUAAUUUUUACGGAGUCUCUGGCAUUAGCCUCAUAAGUUAUUAUUUCCUUGGAGGGGGGUGGUGGAAGCAAUGGUCUUCAAAGCAUAUGUUUUCUGAGAAAUAUACUACAUCAGCUGCUAACUCUUUUGGAUGUGGUGAGGCAUAUCUGAAGUAUGUGAGCAACCAGAUUUUAUGGGUGGUCUGAUUUGGAGACCAACAUCUUCUGGAUGUUUCCUGCUUGGAUAAACUGGUAUUUCAUCAAAGCUGAGCUUGCCUUCAAGAACACCUGUGUUCAUUCCUUGGGUUUUUUUUUUUGUUGUUGUUGUUUUUUUUUUUUUUUGUGUGUGUGUGUGUCUGUGUGUGUGGUUUUUUGUUUGUUUUCCUCCAUGUACCUCACCUCCAUGGCGUUUCUUCUCCCAGGCAUGCACCUCACUCAGUUGUACAAACACCACAAAAUCAGAUCCCAGAGACCAACAACACAGAUGUACUUUGAGAACACUAAGCAAUGUACAAGGAGAUGCCUCAAAAAUACUUGUUGGUCCCUCUACCCUUGGAAUAUCUGACUACUCACUCUCAAUACUAAACUCUCAGAGCUGCUUCAUUGCCAAUGGACCUCAAUUGGGCCAGGUGUGCCUGAGCAUAUUACUCAGGUGCUUAUAAUGUUGCAGUUCUUAAUGUCUGGGGGAGAAACCAUCAAAGACCUUCCCACCCUCCCAAGGACAAUUGAAGGGGUUGUGAAUCCACAGUUUCUUCUCUGCAAAAAGAAUCUUACCUGCUCAAGUAUAGAACAGGGUAAACUCAUUAACUUGGUUUCAUCAAAAUCAUUACCCAUACCCUUAGUACAUUUUGUCAUAAAUGUUUGAUUCCUUCCUUUUCUUCUUCUCUUUAAGAGUUGUGGGAUAAAGACAUAAUGCCAACCUCCAAGCCCUCUUAACUCUUGGUUACAAACAUAGGUAGACACAGAUCCCAAUUGCCUAUUGCUAUCUUAUUCACAUGAUUUGAGAAAUGACACCAUGUAAAGCAUUGCUGGGUAGUUCCGUGAUUGGUUGUUAGAAGCAAGAGUUACAGAAAUUAUAUUUGCCAAAAUCACUUUGUUAAUAGAAGAGGGUCUAUACUUAAAUUAAGGACAUGUAGAUCUAGGUGGGGGUUUUUUCUUAGUAAACUUGUAGUGGUCUUAUAUUACAAAAGCAACAAUUUUCACAUUUUUCUAAUUCAGAAAGGUUUUCCUAUAUAGGGGGGAAAGUAUUUAUUUUAAUAUAUAAAAUCACUUCAAUAAAAAUAACAUGCAUGUAAAUGUUUAUCAAGAAAAAAACAAACAGAUGAAUGUGGGUGGUGAUUUUCAGCACAGUCUACCUCAGUGUAUUCUUACGAUGUGGUUCAAUGAGAUGUAAGAAUUCUGAAAAGGUUCAUCAACUUGAGUCCCAGGGAUUGAUGAAAAUUUUGAGGAAGAGACUUGGAAUGGAGAAGUUGUGACCUUCAUGUGAAUACAAGUCCUUUUUCUCCUCUUUUCUGAAUUUGAUUUUCCUUUUGAAAAAAUUCUGUAUUGACACCAUGCUCGCCAAACAUAAGUCAAGUUUUGGGCCAUUGUGAUUUAUCUGGCAUAUGAAGCAGCUAAUCUACCUUCUUCAGGUGAGAGGUAACGACAAACUCUGGCUUUGAGCCAGCAUCUCUGCCUGACCAACUAAACCCCUCAAAAGGGAAUACCAAGAUUUGAGUUCUCUGAUGUUCUUUCCCCACUUCUUUCAGACUGAUGAUGCUUUGGGUGAACAAAUAAACUGUGUUCGUGAGCACCUGUCACACAAACACCCAAUGCAAUGUCUUCUUUCAUUCUCUGAGUGAAAAGAGGUCAUUUUCAGAAAUUCCAGUCCAAUACCCAUCAUUUUACAAAUUGUGCUUUUAGCAAAAAAACCUGCAUUAAGGUUGAUUAAUCUCAAGCUGGUACUGUUUGACCUUGUGUGACUUUGUAAACUCAUGUGAAAGGCAGUUACCCUUCUUGCCAAACCUUGCUAUUCUUGUUUUACUGUCACACACUACCCUUGUAUUCUUAACCCUUCUCCACCUGCUCUGCAGAGGAAGAGCAUUUUGGAUCCACCACUGUGCAAGAGAAACAUCACCAAUUUCAUUUUGAUAUCUAUAGAUAUAGGAAAAGAAACAGCAUCUUUUGAGCCAUAAAAUCUCUUUUUGUCUCAGAAGAUGUUGAUUUUGUAAGGAAUGAACUUUUGACCCUAGAAAAGCAUGGAUGUCUAGAGUGUUCAUAGUUAUGGGUGACAAGAAACCAUCCAGUUUAGGUUGAUAGUAUUUUGUUUGGUUUUAAAGAUGUCUCACUAUUUAAAAACCUUUUCUUAAAAUUACAGUGGUAAAAUCCUUAUUGUUUCUUCAUCAAGGAGCAGAAUAACAAACAUACUGUGUUUUUCUGGAACCAGGGAUGUGAAGCACAUACCAGGACAUACUCCUUGCCAGGAGCUGUUCUAGGUGCGCUGAUUUGAAGUUAGUUGGAAAGGAGAUCAUUGCUGGUUCUGUGGCUAAGCACAAUUGAGGGGAAAUGUAGGAAAUGACCUGAGGGUCGAUAUGUACAAUGCUUUGGAUGUUGGUAACCGUGAUACCAAUAGAUGCAGAAAUUUUUUACUGUCUCUCACCAGGGCAGAUGUGCUUAUUGGAUUGGGAGCCAGAAGUAUUACUAUGAGGGUGUAGCCCAUGCUGACCAUCUUGGUAAAUUAAUGAUGGUGCCAUAGUCCCAACAGAAAUGGGGUUAAUUAAAUUAGUUUCGGAAGUUACUGGGUGAGUUCUUGAUAAUUUAGGGUCUUUAGAAAUUAAGGCUUUGUUUGGCAUGGCAUAAGAGGAAUGCUGAUUGUAUAUAAAUGGUGCACAAAGAAGUAGUGUCAUGUCAGAAAAUCUUCCAGAAUGUUCCUUAGGAUAGUAAUUUAUUAAAGCAGAGGUGAGGUUGGAAAUAGGUAGAACAAAUCAGAAUAUGUUCGUUAGAAUGCACAGAAGAAUAUCAUAGACUUUAAAGGGCCAUUACUGAAGACCACUGUAUCCGUUGGGGCCCCAAGAAAUGGAGUUAAGCAAUGAAUGAGGUCACUGACCUUCUGAUACUAGUCAAGGUCCAGAAUCAGUCUCUGGCCAACUUUUUUUUAAAAUCUGGAAAUAGACCAUUAAAGUCCUUGUUUUUACCAGCUCAUGAAGCUGAGGCUCUUGAUCUCACUUUAGAAGGACAAAAAGUCCUCCAAUAGGAUGUGUCCAGGAAUGGCUUAUCUGGUUCUUAGACUUUGCUUCAAAGUAGCUGCUCCUUGCCCCUUCCUGUGCCAGGGUGGCUCCUACUCUGGGUGUCAGCAGCAUGGGAUCAAAUGUGCUACAGCUUUUACAGAAAAGUCAGAAACACAAAACCCACCCAAAGCUCAGUUGUUAUUUUUUUUUCAAUGUUUUCCUACAAGAGCCAAGUCACACUAUGAAUAUGCCUUUUUUGUGGGAAAAGGAAGUACUGAAAUUGUUCUGCAUGUAAAAUAUGGGAUAAUUACUUGUUUAUAAUAAAAUUCUGAAUAAAUUAUCUGAGAAACC